UGCGUAAAUAAGAAUUCGUUUGCAUUUUUUUUUUCCUUAAAACUCGAAUGCAUUUUUGCACGUCCCAAUGAUUGCCGCCACCGCCGAUUCAUUCGAAAUAGAAAAGGCCAAGCUGUGCCGCAAGAUUGCGGAGCUGCAGGCGGCAUUGAAUGCGAAAGAUCAGAAAUUGCGUGAGCUUCAGCUGGCAGCAGAUAACUGGCUCGCGGAAGGUGAAGUGCAGUUCGCGCCAAGGGAUCAAUACACAGAGCUAAGCAACGAUGAUAUAGCACGCUACAGUCGUCAGCUGAUCCUAACUGAUUUUGGUGUAAAUGGCCAGCUGAAGCUCAAGAACAGCGCCGUGCUCAUUGUGGGAUUGGGUGGCCUUGGCUGCCCAGCUGCGCAAUAUCUGGCCAGCGCGGGAUGCGGAAAUCUAGGCCUGGUCGACUAUGACCAAGUGGAGCCCAGCAAUCUGCAUCGUCAGACCCUGCACACGGUAUCGCGGUGUGGCAUUUCGAAAGCGGAAUCAGCUCGCAUCGCAUUGCUGGAGCUGAAUCCGCACUGCCGGAUCAUAUGUUUUUCGGAUCUUCUAAACAGCCUCAAUGCGAUGCAGAUCAUCCCCGCAUAUGACGUAGUCCUCGACUGCAGUGACAAUGUGGCCACACGCUAUCUACUGAACGAUGCCUGCUCCAUGCUACAGAAGCCCCUGAUCUCGGGCAGCGCACUUAAAAUGGAUGGACAGCUAACGGUUUACUGCUAUGGAGAGAAUGGACCCUGCUAUCGUUGCAUUUAUCCGGUGCCACCGCCGCCAGAGGCAGUCACCAAUUGCGGCGAUGGUGGCGUCCUGGGUGCUGUCACCGGCACCAUAGGCGCCCUGCAAGCCAUGGAGGCUAUCAAAGUGAUUGUCGGACUGGGUGACGUUCUGGCCGGGCGCAUGCUCAUCUUUGACGGCAGCAGCUGCCAAUUCCGUAAUAUCAAGAUCCGAGGCAAGCGACCCAAUUGUCAUGUCUGCUCCUCCCAGCCACUGAUCACCGGACUCAUUGACUACGAGCUCUUCUGUGGCAUGAAUGCCAAUGACAAGGACAACGCGUUGCAGCUGCUGGAGCCGGAGCAGCGCAUCAACGUGCUGGACUAUCAUAAACUGGCUAGCCAGAAGAAAUCUCAUUUGUUACUGGACGUACGUCCGCCGGCGGAAUUUGAAAUUUGUCAAUUACCCGGCGCCGUAAAUGUCCCUUUGGCCCAGAUUCUAGACGGCAGCUACGUCCAACGAUUUGCCCAGCAGCUUGAGAGCAAAGAUUAUCCCAUAUUUGUGGUUUGCCGGCGUGGGAAUGAUUCACAGAUUGCAGUGCAGCAUAUGAAAACUCGUUUUCCCGAGCAUUCCAUACGCGACCUGGAGGAUGGCAUGCAUGCCUGGACAAAACUGGUAGACCAGAAUUUUCCAAUUUACUAGAUCAAACAGUUUUCUUGUUGCAUAGGUACAUAUACAUA
Molecule: messenger RNA, 1464 nt
Organism: Drosophila navojoa
Lineage: Eukaryota; Metazoa; Arthropoda; Insecta; Diptera; Drosophilidae
Gene: Uba4
Product: Ubiquitin-like activating enzyme 4
Biological process (GO): protein urmylation; tRNA wobble position uridine thiolation
Cellular component (GO): cytoplasm; cytosol
Molecular function (GO): thiosulfate-cyanide sulfurtransferase activity; adenylyltransferase activity; URM1 activating enzyme activity
Source: RefSeq, a predicted model, not a curated record